AGUAGCAGCUGUCUCGUCUUCACAGUUAUCCUCCCAUAACAAAUAAAUUAGUCAACAUGGCCGCAGAGCACCUAGCCCCACAUAACUGAGACACGGAAUAAAACAACACAGAUUUAAUGGCGUUCAUGUCUCGGUUCUCUCGGUCCCGGAGCAGCUCCAGGUCUCCGAGCCGAAAAGACUCUGAACGUUCCUCCCCGAUCCUGACCGUCUCCGAGCUAGAAAGGCUCCUUUACACGGGCAAAACGGCCUGCAACCACGCAGACGAAGUGUGGCCACGACUCUAUAUCGGAGACCAGGACAUUGCAUCAGAUCGACGAGAAUUGGCCAAACUUGGCAUUACACAUAUCCUCAACUGCGCACAGACGAAGUGGCGCGGGGGAGCCGAAUAUUAUGCUGGGAUGAACAUCACCUAUCAUGGCAUUGAGGCUCAUGACUCACCAACUUUUGACAUGAGUGUUAACUUCUAUCCUGCUUCUGAGUUCAUUCACAAAGCCCUCACCUGUGGAGGUAAGGUUCUGGUCCACUGUACUGUGGGAGUGAGCCGCUCAGCUACUCUGGUGCUAGCCUACUUGAUGAUCAGACAAAAUCUGACGCUUGUGGAGGCCAUCAAGACAGUAAAAGACCACAGAGGUGUCAUCCCUAACCGAGGUUUCCUCCGCCAGCUGAAUGGCCUGGACAGCAUCCUGAGAGAGAGCCGAAAGACAUCACCGUAGAGCUGAAAAUACUCACACACUCCACCUGAGGUAGCAGCCCAUUACACUGGGAGAUAUUCUGGGACCAAACUAGGAGCAACCUGUGAAUUUCUGACAUUGCAGCUCUGAAUGGUAGCCAGUGAUACCACAGAUCAAGUGAUGCCAUUAUUUUCAUAGUCAAUUUGCUCAGUUUGUUUAAUCUUUGUAGUUCUGUAGACUCUGAAACAGCAGCACCAAAUAAUUUUAUAUUCCUUAAGAUAUAAAAGUUUACUGGUACAUUAAGGUUCUAAAAAAUUAGAAACUUUUAUUAAUAAUUCCACUAUUUCCUUCAAAGUGUUUUUUCAAUUUGUAACUGACCUCUGCCUUUCAGAUUCAUUCACGCACAUAAUGGUAGAAAUUUUACAGCAACGUCAGUUGACCUAUGUAAGUUAAGUAGUAAACCCUUACCUUUGACUUAUAGGAUUCAAAAGUUGACUGUGAGUCCAAAAUUGAGGAAACUGCUGCACAGGGUUUGAGUCAGAUGUGAAACAGGAGUUUGGGGUGUAACCUCACUGUCUGAAUUAUGUUAAUUUAGGCUACGUCCACACUAGCCCGGAUAGAUUUGAAAACGGCGUUUUCGUCUGAAAAUGCUCCGCGUCCACACUAGCGUUUUCAGUCGUUUUCACAGAGUUGUGCGUCCACAUUGAAACGGCCAAAAACGCUUACGUUCCAGUCCUGCGCAUGCGCAAAAGUGGGUGAGAAUUAAAGAAUUUGAAGAAAAGCUAUCUGGAGCAUGUACAAACUGAUAUUAAUCUUUUUUAGGGCUGUCAAAAUUGAGAGCAAUCAAAACAACUGCUGUAUAAUGCCCUCCGCUAUCUUUGUUUAAUUGGUCACAUAACUGCAUCACAUGACUAAAAUGCGUCAUUGUUUUAGAAAGUCUGCGUUUUCGAGUGUCCACACUGCGACGGGACAGCUCCGUUUUGAAAUAUAUGCGUUUUCGAGAGCGUUUUCAAAACGCUGCGUUUUUCCUUGGGGAAAAUGCCAUCUCAGUGUGGACGGGAGGCCAAAACGGAGAGAAAACGAUGCGUUUUCAAACGAAAACGCAUUAGUGUGGACGUAGCCUUAAUUUCCUGUUAGCAACAAAGCCUACUGACAUUUAGCUUCUAUUUAUUGAUCUGAGAGCUGGUUUCGAUGCUCGGUAAACUUUUUUUGCACAAUUAUGGCUUUAGACUAUACUGACAAGGGGAAAACACCUACGUUAAAAGUAUAAAGGGACUAGAAACAAUCAUUUUUAUGGCUGACAAGUGCUAACAUGUUUAUUCAUGGUACCAUGUUUGCAGUUAUCUUGCCAGCCACAGAUGUCCACAAAAGUUAUGCCAAAAACCUUUACAGGCUUCAUCCACACGUUUUUGGACGCUUCUGCAGUUUUGAACUCAUAUGCAUUGUUUUUCUUUUUAGUCAAGCUUGUAGAGAACAUGUCUAACAGAGAUUCCUGUCUGACUUUUUUAAAUUUCAGAAGAAAAUAGUCAACCUGAGGCAGGUUAUCGCCAACCUGAUUAACAUAUCUGGGGUCUGAACCCAGCAAAGAGUCACAAAAUAAACCCAGCAGACACUGUGAUAUUGAAUAGGAUGUUAAUCUUUUUUGUUAUCUAGUCUUUGUAGAGAAAUAGUUCCACAUAGAGUUUGAAAAUGAGUUGUGCCAAGGUUGCAGAUGUGAGUUUACUGUUGUCUUGACAUACUUUCUGAGUGUUGUCUGACUUUCUAGCAAGAGAAAGUAUGUGUUCAAGAAUGGUUUUAUAUCAGUAUUUUAAUGAUUACAACAAAAUGAAAUAAACAAAACUGCCUCAACCCAGAGAGAAGUAACAAUAUCAAAAAAUUUCAGCUGCUUAGUUUUGUGAACCAGUUCUCGUUCCACUGAGCUAACCAACCACACACUGAACUAUACACUGAACUACUCAGAUCACAAGGUUUAUAAUGCUGUUUAUUGGUCCUGGUAGUCCAGAAACGUUAAGUUUAUAACGUUUUGUGUAAAUUCACUCUCAUUUAUUAAAAUGAGAGGGAAUUUACACAAAGGUAACACAAAGG
Molecule: messenger RNA, 2756 nt
Organism: Pelmatolapia mariae (spotted tilapia)
Lineage: Eukaryota; Metazoa; Chordata; Actinopteri; Cichliformes; Cichlidae
Product: dual specificity protein phosphatase 26-like
Exons: 4
Coding region: 117-713 (198 amino acids)
Biological process (GO): negative regulation of MAPK cascade; protein dephosphorylation
Cellular component (GO): cytoplasm
Molecular function (GO): protein tyrosine/serine/threonine phosphatase activity; MAP kinase phosphatase activity
Source: RefSeq, a predicted model, not a curated record